GAAUAUCUCAUCCUUAUGACGAUAUUUGCGAACUGCGUCGCUCUGGCCGUUUAUACGCCGUACCCUUAUGGCGAUUCCAAUGUGACCAAUCAAUACUUGGAGAAGAUAGAGUACGUUUUUCUUGUGAUUUUUACGGUGGAGUGCGUGAUGAAGAUCAUAGCUUACGGCUUCGUCGCGCAUCCAGGAGCUUACCUCCGCAACGGCUGGAACUUGCUGGAUUUCACGAUAGUCGUGAUUGGAAUGAUAAGCACGGUGUUAACGAUACUGAUGAAGGAGGGUUUCGACGUCAAGGCCUUAAGGGCGUUUCGCGUUCUGCGUCCUCUCAGGCUGGUUUCCGGUGUUCCAAGUCUUCAGGUGGUCCUAAACUCCAUUUUGAGGGCGAUGGUACCACUUUUGCACAUUGCUUUAUUAGUUCUCUUCGUCAUCAUCAUUUACGCUAUCAUCGGCCUCGAGCUAUUCUCCGGGAAGAUGCACAAAACAUGCCGGCACAACAUAACCGGCGAGUUAAUGGAAGAUCCGGUACCAUGCGAUCCCGGAGGGUACCAGUGCUCUCGGGUCGGACCCGACUAUCACUGCAGCAAGCAGUACUGGGAGGGCCCGAACUUCGGCAUCACGAAUUUCGACAAUUUCGGACUGGCCAUGCUCACGGUCUUCCAGUGCAUCACCCUCGAGGGCUGGACGGAAGUGCUUUAUAAUAUCGAGGAUGCGAUGGGAAGUUCGUGGCAGUGGAUAUACUUCAUUUCGAUGGUCAUCCUUGGGGCUUUCUUCGUGAUGAAUCUAAUUCUCGGUGUGUUGUCCGGUGAAUUUUCCAAGGAGAGAGAGAAGGCGAAGGCGCGCGGCGACUUUCACAAGCUCAGGGAGAAACAGCAGAUCGAGGACGAUCUCAGGGGUUACCUCGACUGGAUAACGCAGGCCGAGGAUAUCGAGCCGGAGACCGACGAGCCGAAAAUGCAAGAUGGGAAAACUAAGCAGCAAAACGAAAUAGAGAGUACGGACCAAUUGGAGGGUGACGAGGAAGGGAUUCAGCAAGAGUCUUUUUACAAAAAGAAGAAACGGGACUUAGAAAGAGUGAACAGGCGGAUGCGAAGAGCCUGUAGGAAGGCUGUGAAGUCCCAGGUCUUCUAUUGGCUCAUCAUAGUUCUGGUCUUCUUGAAUACCGGCGUUCUCGCCACGGAGCACUACAGUCAGCCGUCCUGGUUGGACCAAUUUCAAGAAAUUACAAACAUGUUUUUCAUCGUGCUGUUCUCCAUGGAGAUGAUAUUAAAAAUGUACAGUUUAGGCUUUCAGGGUUAUUUCGUUUCGUUGUUCAAUCGUUUCGAUUGCUUCGUCGUGAUCGGCUCGAUCACCGAAAUGAUACUUACACGUACACGUAUAAUGCCGCCUCUUGGCGUUUCCGUACUCCGUUGCGUCCGGCUGCUCAGGGUAUUCAAAGUGACGAAAUAUUGGAGAUCACUGUCGAAUUUAGUGGCCUCUUUAUUGAACUCGAUACAAUCGAUCGCCUCGCUGUUGCUUCUGCUUUUCCUUUUCAUUGUGAUCUUCGCUCUUCUGGGCAUGCAGGUCUUCGGUGGGAAGUUCAAUUUCAGUGACAUGGAGGAAAAGAAGCGUUACAAUUUUGACAGCUUUUGGCAGAGCCUGCUCACUGUAUUUCAGAUAUUAACCGGCGAGGACUGGAACGCUGUGAUGUACGUCGGGAUUCGAGCUUACGGCGGCGUCGCCAGUAUCGGCGUGCUCGCCUGUGUUUAUUUCAUUAUCCUCUUCAUAUGCGGCAAUUAUAUCCUCUUGAACGUGUUCUUGGCUAUCGCCGUCGACAAUCUCGCUGAUGCCGAGUCCCUGACUGCCAUCGAAAAGGAGGCCGAGGAGGAGGCGGAAAAAAAUAAAUCUCGCAGCGGCUCACCAGCAAGGGACGAAAUCAGCGGCGAGGGUGGCGAUGACGGUGGCGAGGGGACCGGCGGAGAGGACGAGGGCGCCGGUACAGAUCUCGAACACGAUCCUAAUGAGACAAUGGAGGACUACGAGGCCGCACUCGAUACCGAAACGUCUGAGAAAAGUGAGGAUAUGAAUACGCAUAAGGUGCGACUCAACGUUGAGUCUGACGAAGAAGUGGAGGAAGAGGAAGAGGAGGAAGGUGAGCCAGAAGAAAUGCAAGAUGACGGACAGGAAGUGACGGCUAGACCGCGAAGGAUGUCCGAGUACAACACGCCCGCCAAGAAGGAACCGAUCCCGGCCGGCUCAGCAUUCUUUAUUUUUUCAAGCACUAAUAGGUUUCGUGUGUUCUGCCAUUGGUUCUGCAAUCAUAGUUACUUCAGCAACGUGAUAUUGAUUUGCAUUAUGAUUUCCUCCGCCAUGUUGGCCGCCGAGGACCCACUGAGAAGCCAGUCGGACAGAAAUAAGAUACUGAACAACUUUGACUACUUCUUCACUGCAGUUUUCACGGUCGAGAUCUGCCUCAAAAUGAUCUCGUACGGCUUCGUCAUUCACAAGGGCGCAUUUUGCCGGUCGGCUUUCAAUCUGCUCGAUCUUCUCGUCGUUUGCGCUUCUCUCCUCUCUAUGACACCCAACGCCUCUGGCGCAUUCUCUUUCAUCAAAGUGCUCCGAGUGCUUCGUGUACUGAGGCCGCUGCGUGCUAUCAAUCGCGCUAAGGGAUUAAAGCACGUAGUACAGUGCGUCAUCGUAGCGGUAAAGACUAUCGGAAACAUAGUCCUCGUCACCAGCCUCCUGCAGUUCGUGUUCGCCGUCAUUGGCGUACAGCUCUUCAAGGGCAAAUUUUUCUAUUGUACCGAUGCAUCGAAAAUGACGGAGGACGAGUGUCAGGGUACUUAUUUGGAAUUCGAAAACAGUAAUAUUAACAGGCCGAUUGUACAACAGAGAGAAUGGAAGCUGCAUCGUUUUCAUUUCGAUAACGUAGCCAAGGCGAUGUUGACCCUUUUUACAGUCUCGACUUUCGAAGGUUGGCCAUCACUGUUAGAGUGGUCAAUCGACUCGAACCAAGAAAAUCAUGGACCAAUUCAUAACUUUCGGCCGAUAGUGGCCGCCUACUACAUCAUCUACAUCAUUAUCAUCGCGUUCUUCAUGGUGAACAUCUUCGUCGGUUUCGUUAUUGUCACCUUUCAGAACGAAGGCGAGCAAGAGUACAAAAACUGCGAGCUCGAUAAAAAUCAGAGAAAUUGCAUCGAGUUCGCGCUGAAAGCUAAGCCAGUGCGCCGAUAUAUACCGAAACAUCGAAUACAGUACAAAGUCUGGUGGUUCGUCACUUCCCAACCGUUCGAGUAUACAAUAUUCACGCUAAUUAUGAUCAACACCGUGACGCUUGCAAUGAAAUUUUACCGGCAACCGGAGAUGUACACGGAUGUCCUGGAUGUUCUCAACAUGGUCUUCACCGCCGUGUUCGCCCUUGAGUUUGUGUUUAAGUUGGCCGCAUUUCGAUUUAAGAAUUACUUCGGUGAUGCGUGGAAUGUAUUCGACUUUAUUAUCGUGCUCGGAAGUUUCAUCGAUAUCGUUUAUUCGGAAGUUAACCCUGGAUCCACCAGCAUCAUUUCCAUCAAUUUCUUUAGGCUGUUUCGCGUAAUGAGAUUGGUCAAGCUACUGAGCAGGGGGGAAGGAAUCCGAACACUUUUGUGGACGUUUAUCAAGUCCUUUCAGGCUCUGCCUUAUGUCGCUCUUCUCAUCAUUAUGCUUUUUUUCAUUUAUGCUGUGAUAGGCAUGCAGGUCUUUGGAAAGAUCGCGAUAAACGACGACACCGAGAUAAAUCGCAAUAAUAAUUUCCAGUCCUUUCCGCAGGCCGUGUUAAUUCUGUUUAGAUCGGCAACAGGCGAGGCGUGGCAAGAAAUAAUGAUGGAUUGUUCGUCGCAAGAGGAAGUUAAAUGCGAUGAUAACAGCGACGAAAUCGACAAGAAUAGUUGCGGAUCGGACAUUGCAUUUCCUUACUUCAUAUCUUUCUAUGUGCUCUGUUCAUUUCUCAUUAUCAACCUCUUCGUUGCCGUUAUCAUGGACAACUUCGACUACUUGACGAGAGAUUGGUCGAUUCUCGGGCCGCACCACUUGGACGAGUUUAUUCGCCUGUGGUCCGAAUACGAUCCCGACGCCAAGGGGCGAAUUAAACAUCUCGACGUAGUAACGUUACUACGGAAAAUAUCGCCGCCCUUGGGUUUCGGAAAGCUGUGUCCCCACAGGGUAGCUUGCAAGAGACUCGUCUCAAUGAACAUGCCGCUGAACAGCGACGGCACCGUAUUGUUCAACGCGACUUUGUUUGCCGUCGUGAGGACGUCGCUAAGGAUUAAGACGGAGGGCAACAUUGACGACGCGAAUGCCGAACUUAGGGCGGUGAUCAAGAAGAUCUGGAAGAGGACUAGCCCGAAGCUUCUCGAUCAAGUCGUACCACCGCCCGGAGUGGACGACGAGGUGACGGUCGGCAAGUUUUACGCGACCUUCCUCAUCCAGGACUAUUUCCGUCGAUUCAAAAAACGCAAGGAGCAGGAAAUGAAGGACGGUGACAGAGAUUGUCACAACACCGUGACUCUUCAGGCCGGAUUAAGAACGUUACACGAAGCUGGCCCCGAAUUAAAACGCGCGAUUUCCGGUAAUUUGGAAGAACUCCUCGACGACAAUCCGGAACCUAUGCACAGGAGAAAUCACUCGCUCUUUGGCAGCGUGUGGUCCAGCAUGCGAAGAGGACACCAUUUCCAUAGAGCGAAAUCGUUGAAGGUUAACUCCGCCGCUGCGAAGGCUUCCCCGACCAAUUCCAUAGAUUUUCUACCAUAUGCCUCGUUACGGAGGACCGCCGUCACGGAUGUCACCAGACAAAUCGCUCACCAAAUUGUGCCAAAUGUAGCGGGUGGUCUAAGCGACGGCGCGAUGAACCAGUUGGGAGCUGACCUGCGACUGACAGGGGCCGAAGAGAAUAUACCUCUGAGACCGCUCGCUGCCCUCGGCAAUCCGGCGCAACAGACGUCUUACAAAGUGGUCGAUGGAUCGGGUAGCGGUAACUAUCUCCAUCCCAAUAGCGAAUAUGUUUCCUGGACCAGAGAGAGUAACGGAAGCGUCGGCGCAGAGCGCCUGUCCCACAGUAUGCCCGGCAGUCCCGCGGACCGGAAACCGAAUUUUGAGGUCGUUGGAAGCGCGGAGAGUCUCGUCGGUCGGGUCCUGGUGGAGCAAGGACUGGGGAAAUUCUGUGAUCCGGAUUUCGUACGGUACACGUCGCGCGAGAUGCAAGAGGCGUUAGACAUGACGCGCGAGGAGAUGGACCAGGCGGCUCACCAGCUGCUCCUGCAGGAGCGACGCGGCCAACCGUUGACCUAUCAGCUGCAACAGGGCGCGGAGCAGCAGCAGCAGCAGCAGCAGCAGCAGCUGCAGCCGUGGAGCGGCCAGCAACAGACCACGACCGGCAUCGGUUACCAACCGUUACAGGACCAGCCACCGAGUCAGCCGGUCUAUCGCCAGCUGCACUCUUCCAGCUACCGUCAUCGCGACAGUAACCGGCAGCAGCAACAACAACAGCAGCAGCAGCAGCCGCAGCAACAGCAGCAGCAGCAGCAGCAGCAGCAGCAGCGACAACCACCGUCCUAGCAGGACGAGAAACUCGCCGCGACGCGAACGUCGUCCACGUAACCCGAAACUUCCUACUCCCCCUCAUCGGGAGUAGUCGCCGAAGGACCGAAAUCGUCAGUUAACAUGAAGUAACUGCGAGGAAUCACCGCGAUCUUCGACGGGAUCUGAAUCGAUUGGCGCGUCUUCGAUGGAUUCAGACUGCGUGGGAUUCAAUCGUCAUAUUGUUGUUGCUCGAAGAGCGACAAAGACGCUUUGUAAACUGUUCUGAAUAUGUAUAGUUAUAGUUAGAUGCGGAUCGAGAGAUGCCACUCGAGAGACAGAACGCCGGUUUAGUCUAGGGAAAAGCGAAGUCGCGACGGAAAGCGACCGCUCGUUGUCGGGAUGUCCACUCCGUGGUGGUACGCCAAAGAACGUGUAUUUUCGUUCGAGUGAAUAUUUUCUAACCAGGCGCGGUUGUUCAUCCGGCACUUUUUGAGUCAGCUCGCGAUUCCUAACUUGGCGCGAUAUCUCGGACGAGAUGCGUGCGAGUUGCGAUACUGCGGAGCAAGUUGCUGUUUGUUUAGGCACAAGGAUCUGUAGACUUUUAAGAUGUAUUUUCGCCACGACGGAAGAUCAGGAUGAUCCAAGAAUCCGUCGCCGCGCGGAGCUUCGUUUUUUGAACGUCGGACGACAUUAAAAAAUCGACGGAGCAUCCCGGGACUUGGGCUCCCGACGGAAUUGAGUUUACUUCUCUAGAAAGUCCUCUAGAGAUUUGCCAUUGUUCCCGUUUAACGUUGAUCUCCGUUUUCGGUUUGACUCGUGAUCAAGGGCGAACGCCGCGUGUACUUCGUGCAGAAAAUAGACGAAUUAAAAUGAAAGAAAAAGGAAAUUUUAUUUUAUGACACUAAAUUUUUCUCAUUAUCAAUUUUAGCGGUUUGACAUUUUUGAAAUAGCAUUUAGUUUAAUCUGUAUAAAAGGCGUUUGGGAACAAUUAAUUAGAAAUUCAGAAAGUAAAUUUCUUCCUUUGCACGAUUAUGAGAUUAAAGUAAACUUCGUGUCGGUAUUCAAAAGAAGUACAGAAACUGAGGAAUAUUUAAAAUUAAAUUUAAAACUUUUCACGUUGAAAAUUAAGUCGAAUCUUAUAUGGAAAUGGAUUUCUCUAAA
Molecule: messenger RNA, 6687 nt
Organism: Wasmannia auropunctata (little fire ant)
Lineage: Eukaryota; Metazoa; Arthropoda; Insecta; Hymenoptera; Formicidae
Gene: Ca-alpha1D
Product: muscle calcium channel subunit alpha-1-like
Exons: 40
Coding region: 16-5562 (1848 amino acids)
Biological process (GO): calcium ion import across plasma membrane
Cellular component (GO): voltage-gated calcium channel complex; membrane
Molecular function (GO): high voltage-gated calcium channel activity
Source: RefSeq, a predicted model, not a curated record